This is a messenger RNA of Cyclocybe aegerita, 510 nucleotides long. The record is from the annotation of a GenBank genome assembly. Lineage: Eukaryota; Fungi; Basidiomycota; Agaricomycetes; Agaricales; Hemipholiotaceae.
AUGGCGGGCCUGUUGUCGCCAAAACCUGUGUACCACCCACAAUCCAACGGCCAGUACACAAACUAUCCGCGCAACCUUUCUGCCUUCUCAGAGACCCCGCCCAUUGCCUCCGCCCCGUCGACUCACCCGCUCCCGCCUGGCUUCCCCGCCACCCAGAGUGCACCCCCUCACGUUGCUCUGCAGGACGAUGGAAAAAUAUACGGGCUCGUCAUCGACCUCAUGGACCCGAACACCCGGGAGGGGGCACUCCUUGAGCUGAGCAAGAAGCGCGAGCAGUAUGAUGACCUUGCUCUGGUCCUUUGGCACUCCUUUGGCAUCAUGCCCGCUCUCCUCCAGGAGAUAGUCUCCGUCUAUCCUCUGCUUUCCCCUCCCAACCUCACCGCCCAUGUAUCCAACCGGGUUUGCAACGCAUUGGCGUUACUGCAGUGUGUCGCAUCGCACUCUGAAACUCGUCAACUUUUCCUGAACGGUCUGUUUAUCCUUCAACUGCGCGACGAACCGUUCGAAUGA